AUGACUGCAGACGGACGGUGCUCCUUCGAUGGCAGCAUCAUCCCGGAAGAAGAAGAUUCAGAAAUCCACGACGAAGGCGAAGGCGAGGACGACGCCUGUGAAGCUACCCGCCUAGUUCCGAGUUCCAGUUCUAUUUCGAGUGUUUUGAGAAGGUUGCCUCGCUUUCUUCACCGCUCAUCUGGCCAUGGCGGCACCAUUGGCCGACGCUUUCGCGACUCGUCGGAAUACUCAGACCCUCGCGGGGCGAAGCGUAACUGCUUCUCCCAAGCCCUCACCGAGCUUUUGAGUACGUUCCGGGCCAUCUUGGGAUACUCGUGGCUCAAUAGCCUGCUGGUUUUCGUGCCGUUGGCCAUCGCCAGCUACUUGGCUCGAGCCAACCACGUUCUCGUUUUCACCGCCAAUGUCAUCGCCGUGGUGCCGCUCUCGAGCUUGCUGACCUGCGCGACGGAAAACAUCGCGAGAGAGUCCGGCGACGUCGUCGGCGCUCUGCUCAACGUGACGUUUGGGAAUCUGGUCGAGAUCGUGAUCUUCACCGCUCUUUAUCACAAGCAAUUUGAGGUGGUGCAAGCCUCUCUUUUAGGCUCGAUUCUAGUGAACCUGCUGCUCAUCUUGGGCAUCGCGAUUUUGGCUGGGAGUUUUUGUCAUCAAGAGCAGUCUCACAGAAAAGAAGAUGCCCAAGCCCUCGCCUGUCUCCUCAGUGUGUCGGUGUUCAGCUUGCUCAUACCUAGCGCCCUUGUUCACUCGUUUGACGACCUCAAGUCUGCAGGAGGAGCCGUGCUGACGUUGAGUCGAGCGUCGUCGUUGACCUUGUUACCGAUAUACCUGCUCUAUAUCUUCCUCCAGAUCAAGAAGACUGUUGUCAAUAGACCAGCUAUCCGUGUUAUGGACUCGGAUGGCAUGAAUGGCUCUGUAAGGACGAGUGGUGACGCCUAUGGCUCCGGCCCAUUGCUAUUCCCGCGUUCGAUUCGGUUCCAAGACGAAGAAGCGGCCCGAGGCCAUACGACAAAAUCCCCCUCCCGGAAAGAUAGCCUGGAGAUGUCGGCAUUGGACGAUUCCGGACAUUCUCAGCUGGACUCGGACGACGCCAAUGCCCCUCUCAACUUCGGAGGAUUUGACGAGGAUGAGAAUACCCAGACACAGGGACAGGUUUGGAAAACCUCUUCUGAUAAGCGACGGAAACCAAGAAGCUCUAUCUACCAACUUCCUUCUGGCAGACAAAGAUCGGACUCUGGCACUUCGACUCAGCGACAUAUGAGUCCUGCUGGCUCGCAGCCCGUACGGUCGUACCGCUCGUCCUAUGGAGGCUCAACAUCCAGUUUGCCACGGCUUCUGUUGGGAAACUCGGUUCCGAACGUCGACAGUCCCAGUGAUAUUGAGCAACUUGAGGAUUCGCCCUUGGUUAUUGGGAAACUGGCAUCCAGCUUACUUCUUGUGGUAUCGUCCUUGCUGGUGGCCGUCUGCGCCGAGUUCCUUGUGGACACCCUUGACGUUAUCGUCGAAUCUGGGCCGUUCUCGGAAAUAUUCAUCGGGCUCAUCAUACUCCCUGUUGCCGGCAAUUGUGCGGAGCUCAUCACCGCGACCGCGGUUGCCACCAAAGGCAAGUUCGACCUUGCCAUCGGCGUUUCAGUGGGUUCAUCUGUCCAGAUCUCUUUGUUCGUGACUCCUCUAGUCGUCAUCGCCGGCUGGGCUCUGAACAGAGACAUGACUAUGUAUUUUGGUAUCUACGAGACAGUGGCCCUUUUCGCGACAACGUUCUUGGUGAACGUGCUCAUUCUCUAUGGCAAGUCAAACUUUUUGGAAGGAAGUUUGCUUUGUGCCUGCUAUUUCAUCAUUGCAGUUGGAGCGUUCCUCUUUCCUACACCAGAUCACCGAGCCUCGCAUGACCGUCCUCCAGACUAA
Molecule: messenger RNA, 1899 nt
Organism: Fonsecaea erecta
Lineage: Eukaryota; Fungi; Ascomycota; Eurotiomycetes; Chaetothyriales; Herpotrichiellaceae
Product: calcium/proton exchanger
Exons: 6
Coding region: 1-1899 (632 amino acids)
Biological process (GO): calcium ion transmembrane transport; intracellular calcium ion homeostasis
Cellular component (GO): fungal-type vacuole membrane
Molecular function (GO): calcium:proton antiporter activity
Source: RefSeq, a predicted model, not a curated record